AUGACGACGGCACCACCUUCUAAGAAGCUGAAGCUGAGUAACCCUGACGAACCACUGACUCAAAAUGAUGUUAUAUCGUUUCAAAAAGAAGCUAUGUAUAGGUGUAUGAAUGAAAAGAGAGUCAGUCUAAAUGCUGUGAAUGAACAAUAUGAGGUGUCUAAGAAAAAUUAUAUUGACGUCUCAACAAAGUUGUCUAACUUGAUGGCUUUGAUCAUUACAUUGGCUAAUUUUUUACAAGUCAUUAGUAAAGAGAAUAAUAAUACUGAAGAAGAAAAUAUAUGCAGUAGAAUGGCCACCUCUGAUGAAAAUGAGGUUAUACAGCUCAGUGAUUCCUUUAUGAAGAUAUUAACGAAAUAUCUAACUGAAUCAGGUACUGCGACUGUUGAUGAAAAUGAACGUCUCUCGAGAUUAGCAUUAGAACUAAAAGAAUUACAAAAGGUAAAGAAGGAGCUAUAUUAUAAGAAUAAAGAGUUGGUAGAUGAAAUUUCUUCUCUAAAAGUAUAUUAUGAGAGGUUGAUUAAAAAAUUUGAUCGUGAGGACUCUCAGACAUUAAAGAGAGUUUUCAAAAAAGAAUUAGAAGGAGAAGAUCAGAAAGAAACCCAGGAUAAGGAAACUACAAACAACACAGAUGUAAAAAGUGUUAAAACAGAAACUAAAACUUUAGCAACAGAAGGUACCAAGAUAAAUGAAAAUGAUGAAAAUGAAAUCAUAUCAGAGAAUAGUGAUGUGAACGAGAAAAAAAUAAUGACAGAAUAUGAAAUAAAAGUUUCAGAUUUACAAAAUGAAAUUAAAGAAUUAAAGAUUAUUAUUGAAGAAAUAGAAAAGUUUAAAAAUUCUAAUUCUGAAAAGAUACUUGCUUUAGAAAAGCAACUAUCUGCAGCAAACACUAUUUCGACUGGGUUGACAAGGAAUGAUAAUAUUGAUGUCAAUGCUAUGAAAUCCAAGAUUGACAUUUUAAUUAGAGAAAAUAAUCAAUUGAAACAGAUUAAUGAUUCAUUCUUAGGCAAAUUCCAAAAGCUAUCUAGUGAAAAAGAGAUUUUUAAUAACAAGAUAACCAAUGAAUUUAGUGCAAAUUCAGAAGUACUGAAGACUCAAAAUUUAGCACUUGAAAAAGAUCUUGUUAGAAUUAGAACAGCUCGUGACGACCUACUUUCCAGAUUAUCAAUAUUAGAAGCGGAGACUAAAACACCUAUUAUUCUUGAUGAUCUGAAAAAAUCAUUAGAAUUAUCUAAUGAACAAUGGAAGAAAUAUGAAAAUAGAUCUGAUUCCACUUCCGAAAAUAUAUUACUUAAGGAACUUCAAGAUAUGGAACUUGCAUUUAAAGAAUUGACUCAAAUUAAUAAUAAGAAAUACGCAGAUUUAAUUAAUGAAGAAUCAAUGAUAGCUAAACUGAAGGUUGAAAAGACGAAAGCAGAUCAAAAAUAUUUUGCAGCAAUGAGAUCAAAGGAUCCUAUUUUAAUAGAAAAUAAAAAUAUGAGUAAGGCUAUCACUAAAACAAAUGAAUUAAUCUUACAACUGAAAGAUGCUGAGAAAUUAUUGCAACAAAAGAUCGAAAAUUUGUACAAACAAUUGCAAUUAUCGCAGAAUAAUGAAAAGAGACUAAUAGACUCUGCAAAACUGGAAUCCUUGAAAAUUAUAGACCUAAAUUCUCAAAUUAAUAAAUCUGAAAAGAAAAUAUCUGUUUUGAAAGGGGAAAAUUUAGAUUUUGUCACUGGAAUUAAUAAACUAAAGAAUCAUAACAAUGAAUUAGAAACAGAAAAUAAAGUAUUGAAACAGAGAAAUAUUAACAUUGAUGAGAAAUGCAAAACGUUACAUCAAAAGUUAGUUUCAUUUACAGGUAAAGUAAAUGACAAGAAAAGACACUAUGACGACGAAGAUGAAGAUACUUUGUCUCAAGAGUUGGAGAACUUCCGUACUUUAGUUUACUGUUCUUUGUGUUCUAAGAAUUGGAAAAAUAUGGCCAUUAAGACUUGUGGUCACGUAUUCUGUGAGGAUUGCUGUAAUGAAAGAUUGGCAGCUAGAAUGAGAAAAUGUCCUACUUGUAAUUACCCAUUUAGUUCAAAUGAUCUACUCCCAAUCCAUCUGUAG
Molecule: messenger RNA, 2088 nt
Organism: Maudiozyma barnettii
Lineage: Eukaryota; Fungi; Ascomycota; Saccharomycetes; Saccharomycetales; Saccharomycetaceae
Gene: BRE1
Product: E3 ubiquitin-protein ligase BRE1
Exons: 1
Coding region: 1-2088 (695 amino acids)
Cellular component (GO): HULC complex; nucleus
Molecular function (GO): ubiquitin protein ligase activity
Source: RefSeq, a predicted model, not a curated record